AUGGUAGAGACGAAUGCAGUUAACAUUAAACGUCAAAAUAUUUCAACAAAACUGAUUGAAAUUUCGGAAUAUGUUGAGAGGGUCACCUACUAUAUUCGGGAACCUGAUGUUCGUUGGUUUUACAAGGACGCUUCAGAUAAGCGAUGGACCCCAUUCAACGGUUACGACUCUUUAAACUUGGAAGCGGCGUUCAGGGCUCAGUGUGUCGAACAACAGUACGGUGUCGUGGAUGAGUCAGCCUUGCCUAAUACAAAACACUAUCCUAAUCUACUAUCUGAUACCACCCCGACCAAAAAAGCUCGAAGUGCUGUCAUAACUCCGUCUCCAAAUGUUUCGGUGAUAGGCGGUCUCUAUGAUGUAGAUGUGACAACUCGGAUUUGCAAUCCUGUUUAUUGGGCAAACGGCAGACCUUCCAUGCGUGUCCUCAGAGGGGUAUGGUUUCGUGAUUCCGGCGCUGGUGUCUUUGAUCCCUUGGACGACGAAAUGUUGGUUGAACAAUUGGAAUCCGAGUACUCUAAUUGCUUCUUAAAAUGCAAAUCAGCCAAGAACUCGGUCGAUCCCAUCGAGUCCAUGUCCGAACAGGCAAGAGCUGAAGGUGAAGUCCAACCGAAUCAAACCACAGGAUUUGUGAUGUUGCAUACGGUAGCCAGCGCCCCGACGGUUUUUAGCCAAUUCGCUGUCGGUACAGAGAGUAUCAGCAUUGGUGGUGAAAGUCGACCAAGCUCACCAGUCAGCUCACCAAUCACCGACUUAGUGGCCCCUUCCACCUCGGCGGAAUCUAAACGGAAACUACUAGGAACGCGUCUGUAUCGCGGCUAUAACCAGGUGGCGUGUGCUGACGACAAACCACCAGAUGUGACCCACUUGUGCUUUGUUAUACAUGGAAUCGGGCAGAAAAUGGGUGCGAACAACAUUCACAAGUGUUGUAACGAAUUACGUGAAAACUGCGCUAGAUUGCAGUCAAAAUACUUCACCCAACCGGAAUACACCAAUCAGCGUGUAGAGUUUCUGCCGAUCGAGUGGCGUUCGUCUCUGCAACUGGAUGGAGACACAGUGGAAUCUAUAACCCCAGUUCAUGUUCGUGGUCUUCGGACCAUCUUGAACAGCUCUGCUAUGGACAUCAUGUACUACACCAGCCCACUUUACCGCGCUGAGAUUAGUUCAAGUCUUCUGGCUGAACUCAAUCGCAUGUACACUUUGUUUUGUUCGCGAAACCCUGAAUUUGAGUCUCGUGGCGGCAUGGUUUCUGUGAUUGCGCACUCCUUGGGCUGCGUCCUCGUCUACGAUUUGAUUACUGGAUGGAGCCAACCGUUCUAUCACUACCCUCCCCAGUCUUCUAACACCAAAUGCAUGAUGCCAAACUCGAAUGGCGGUCCCGUACUGACAAAAAAUGGCGGAUCACCAAGUGAUGGUACUACAAUUAGUCAAUGCGAUAGUCAUACCACUGCUUGUGACGGAAACCACCAUGUUUCCCACGCCGCUGAACCAUUGCCUUUCGCUCAGCCUGACAUGAACACCGAUGAUAUCAGUUUGUCAUCGCAGAACUUGCAACAGGUAGCCCGAGUUAGUCUUCAGCUGGAGGCGGCGCGUACAGUUGUUAGUCGACUGGAACAGGAAUUAUCAUCUCUCCUUCGGCCGAAUGUUGCCUGCGCUGACUUUGAUUCAGAUCUUGGUGAAAAGGGCAACGGCUCAGAUCUUUCCUCGGUCAGUUUCCACCUUCCGGAAGCAAUUCCUUCAUCUGAUCUGAACUGCUCAUACUUCACUGGAAACUCUUUGCGGUUCAAAUCGAAUCUUCAAAACUUCUUUUGCCUUGGAUCACCACUACCCGUGUACUUGACUCUCCGUGGCAUUCGACCUGGGGCUUAUACAACACAGGAUAGUAUUCUCCCGCGCCAUCUGUGCCGUCGUAUUCUCAACGUCUAUCAUCCUUCAGAUCCUGUUGCCUAUCGCUUGGAACCUUUAGUCUUGAAGCACUACACUUCAAUACAACCAGCGCUGAUCCAUCGAGCUGACGCACCAGACCAACCGGAUUACGAUGAGCUCCCUCUAAUAACUUCUACUGGGGAAGAGUUGAGGCGGAACCGUCUUUCAGAUACAGUACGUUUUUUCUGGUGUCGUAUUUCGAAAUAUCUUGUAGGUGGGUUUGCACUCGGUGUUCUGCACUACACCUACGAACCGCCUCGAGGACGGCGGAAAAUGCACGCAACCCAACAUAGUAAGGUGCACCAGCUACUUGUGCUCUUUUCCAAUCUCCAGGUUUUAGUUAUGUUUCUAACGACGAUGAUCCAGGGAGAAGGUUGCCACAACAUGUUUAUUUCGUUUUGGAAACUCCAUGAAAUUCUUCGAUAAAGUGUCGCUCUUGCAUGAGCUUAACCACCCA
This is a messenger RNA of Opisthorchis viverrini, 2380 nucleotides long. RefSeq lists its product as hypothetical. The record is from RefSeq and is a predicted model, not a curated record. The transcript has 9 exons. Lineage: Eukaryota; Metazoa; Platyhelminthes; Trematoda; Opisthorchiida; Opisthorchiidae. Gene Ontology annotation, cellular component: cytoplasm. Gene Ontology annotation, molecular function: metal ion binding; glycerophospholipase activity. Bases 1 to 2349 code for a protein of 782 amino acids.